Apis cerana (Asiatic honeybee) is the source of this 6184-nucleotide messenger RNA. Its product is annotated as A disintegrin and metalloproteinase with thrombospondin motifs 12. Gene Ontology annotation, cellular component: extracellular matrix. Gene Ontology annotation, molecular function: metalloendopeptidase activity. Gene Ontology annotation, biological process: extracellular matrix organization; proteolysis. NCBI's taxonomy places the organism in Eukaryota, Metazoa, Arthropoda, Insecta, Hymenoptera, Apidae. The record is from RefSeq and is a predicted model, not a curated record.
GUUAUUUUUAUCGCGUUCGUUCGACGAGGAGACUCGAGUCUCAAGAAAAAUUUUCCAAUCUUUGUCUAAUUAAGGAUUCGAUUUUCGUUUUUUCCAGCGAAAUUCGAGGCUCCACUUUGGAAUUACUGGAUAAAUAAUUAUGACAAUCGGUUGUAAAAUUAUAAGAAGGCAACAGCGAUUGAAAAUUCCUCGACCCUUGUAAUUUUUUCUCAUCGGAUUUCGACAAAACAAUCGAUCGAAAAUUUUCUCCUUCAAAUUAAUUUCUUCUCGACUCGAUUCGAGUAAAACAAUUACUGUUGCCCACGAUGCAUGCGUACGUAUUAAAGAGAAGAGAAAGGAAGCUCACCCCUCUCCUCUUCUCAUUCGCCCGAAAAAGUGGACUGAAUUUGACCCAUCAGGUUCGAUCCCGGGGCUGAUUGAAUCCAUAUUUGGAUCGAUUCGAGCGUAACUUCAACUGCGGGAAGAACUGUCGAUAUACCGGGUGACCCUUCCAACUCGAUUAUCAAAUUUAUCCGUCAAAUACUUUAUGCCACGUUUAUAUCGCUCAUUCCUCAUUCCUUUUUUACCGACGGAAUUGGAAUUCGUUGGAAUAAAAUUUUCACGAAUUUUUCAAUCCUCCCUCUCGAAGCGAGGGAAAUUUAAAAAAGUAUUCCCACAUAACUUUUCAAGAAACGGAAAGAGACGAACGAUAUGAUAUUUCGUGUUUCAAUUUUAUUGCAACGUUUUCCUCGAGGAAUAAAUGUUUUUCGUACAUCGAUACAUCGUUCCAAAUCGAUCAUUAGCGCUCAGUUUAUCGAUCUCGAAAAACUUUGGAGCCUUAUAAAAUUAGCGUAUCGAUUAUCUUACGCACUUAUCUUGGAUCCUCGUGAUUGAUGAUUCAAUGGCUGCGAUCGAUCACCAAUUAUCCAAACGUGUAACCAUCGUGAAAUUGGCCCGGUCAAGUGUACCCUAUUUUCACGCUCUCUAUAAAUAUCACCUUACGUCCGCGCUUACGUUACGACACUUACGAUCGUAUUUAACCGUUUCGAGCUCACGGAGAAAUUUUUCCACCGGAAGGAGAAGAUCUCCUUUCAAUUCAAGAGAGAGAGAGAGAGACUUUAAUUCGUCCAUGGAAUUUUCACGUCCACGGAAUGAAACAAUUGCGAAAAGUUUUCAUUGUUUGGCGUACUUCAGGGUGUCCACGGAAGAAAGUAGCCUGUCAUGAACCGAUUCCUAGCACUUCUGACGUUCCAAACACUUCUCACGUUCCUCGAAAUCGCGGAUAGCUCGAAUAAUAACGGGAAAAACCUAUACCAUGGUAGGUAAGUGCAAGUCCGCGGCCUGAAUCACCCGUAGUAUCCCUAGGGCGGGAAAAGUUGGCCGGAGAUGGUUAGAUUUCAACUUUUCAGCUUUUGAAACAGCCAUCACGCACGGAUAAUUCGCCGGCUCGUUCAAAAUAUCCGCCACCGAUUUCACCAUCCGUUUUCGACCGCCGCUCCUCCCUUCUUCCCCUCCUCGUAACCUUUAUCGAAACGAGGCGGCGCGUUAACGAAACGUAUUCUCGUCGAAAUCGAACGAGAGGAAUUAAUUCUUCGAGUCAAUUACAGCUCUUCGAACGAAUCCUCCUCCCGAGAAAAUCUCAAAAUUCAUCGAAAAUCUGAAACCCAGAUUUCUCCAGCAGGCUUUCUCCACCCCUUUUUCUUCUUUCUUCCUUUUUUUUUGUUCGACGAACGUGUACUCCUCCAACUCUUCGUUUCCUUCGAGGAAGGGUUAAAAAGGUUUCCUCGUUGAUCAGAACUUUUUCUUUUUUUCUUCCCCUUUACUUGGAAUCUGAGCGCAGAGGCUCAGAGAGGCCGAUGGCGUUAGAAUAGGAUGACACUGUUCCGAGAAAUUGGCCUGUAAUCGAGAUAACAACAGCAACAAUAAUAAUGAGGAUAAUCGAGAUAGAUCAAUUUCGACGGAUCAAUUCUUUCUAAUGUCUAUAUUAAUUUAUAACGAUGGAAAUAUAUUUUCCUAUAUGGAACCGAACGUUAAAAUAUUAAAAACGAAUUUUUUUUAGCACGCCUUUUCUUUAGAUCCGAGAAGAAGAAAUUCCUUCUCCCCCUCCAUCCAUUUUUAUAUAUAUAUAUAAUGCAAUAAAAAAAAAUGGGACGUUCCCCUUAAUCAAUUUCCGUUUUGGUUUGCCGGCUUUUGCCCGGCGGUCAGAUACUCGAGAAACAUCCCCCAACCGGAAUUCUUGAUCCCGAGGCGGGUGCACGAGGACGGGACAUUCUACUCGUACGAGCUGCCCAACUUCUACGACCGGCACGAGGUGAGCCAGCGUAAGAGGAGAUCGAUCGAGGAUGGCGGGAAGCAGGGGCCCGACAACGUAGACAAACUGCACCUGGUGCUGCCGUUCAACGGGAUCGACCACCACGUCGAGCUCACGCCGUACCACGAGUUCAUCUCGCCCGAGAUGGUGAUCGAGACGAGGGGCGCUGGGCUUCGGACGGAUCUGGACAAGGCGUUGCGAUUCAAGAGGGCGCCUGAUCAGCAGUGCCACUACAGGGGAUUCGUUAGGGGCCACGACACCUCGAGGGCGGCUAUUUCUCUCUGUGACGGUGUGGUCGGUUACGUGCAAACUGAUCAUGGCCGGUAUUUCAUCGAGCCGGCGAUCGAGACGGAACCUAAGGAAGACGGACAACACGUGCAUAUCGCGUACAAGCGGGGCCCCACAAUGAAGGACGAAGUUCCCAAGAAGAAACAUUGCGGAACCAGCGACAAGUGGGAGGAGGAGUGGGCGAAGCAGUUGGCCAGGCGGGAGAAGGAGAUCAUGGAGGAGGGUGACAGGAAGAAACGGAAGGAGACGAAGGAAACAACCCCCCCGUUCGGCCACAGCGUUCAUCGUUACAUGGAGAUCGCCGUGGUCGCGGACAGAAAGUUUCUCGACUUUUACAACAGCAGCAACUUCGAGCAGUAUCUGUUGACCAUUAUGAACAUAGCUGCCGAUUACUAUCACGACAAAAGUGUGGGGAAUCAGAUAGAUCUGGUUAUAGUUCGAAUGAUAUAUUUGGAGAAGGAAAAAGAGGAGAUAGAUUUGUCCAUUAGUCCCAACGCCGAAGAUACAUUGGCCAGUUUCGCCGCCUGGGCCGACAAGUUGAACCCGGAGGACACGGAUCACCCGAAUCACUUCGACAUAGGCGUCCUCGUUACGAGAUACGACAUCUGCUCGGACAACUUGACGAACUGCGACCUGCUGGGCCUCGCUUAUCUCGCGACCGCCUGCGACAGGAAGAAGGCGGCCGCCAUUUGCGAGGACACCGGGCUGAAUCUUGGGAUCACAGUUGCCCACGAAGUUGGCCACGUGAUGGGUUGUUCUCACGACACGAUGGAGAUCAGUGGAUGCGAGCCGCAGGACAAGGACGAGAGUUACUUCAUCAUGUCGCCCUACGUCAAUCCGUUCACGCUCAGAUGGUCACCCUGUAGCAGAAGAUUCAUCACCAAUCUGAUCGAGGGAAAGUUGGGCGACUGCUUGAUCGACGACCCGAAAAAUCCACCCGACAAGUUCAAGCUUCCGGAUAUGCUGGCCGGCGCGAUGUACGGCGCCGAUUUCCAAUGCGACAUGCAAUAUCCUGGCUCCAAGAUGUGCACAUCUCACGCGACAAAAAUGUGCGAGCAGCUAUGGUGCCAAGUGAACGAAACCACUUGCAUGAGCAACGGGGCACAGAGCGCCGAUGGAACGAAAUGCGGCGAGAAAAAGUGGUGCAUACACAAGCUAUGCGUGGACAUGGGUGCCCGGCCUGCUGCCGUCCACGGAGGCUGGGGAAAAUGGGGCCCGAUGAGCAGUUGCAGCAGAACGUGCGGUGGCGGGUUGAAGUACGCAGAGCGGGAAUGCGACAAUCCGCAGCCCGCCAACAAAGGGAAAUAUUGCAUCGGGGAGAGGAAGAAAUUGACCAUUUGCAACACCAAUCCCUGCGAUCCGAAGAGACCCUCGUAUCGAAUGACGCAAUGCGCAUCGUACAACGACAAGAUGCCGUUGUCCGACAACAAACUGCACAAUUGGACGGCCCACAUGUCGAAGAAUCUCGACCCGUGCAUACUGUACUGUCUCAACGAGGAGAAUAGUUUCGUGAUACUUCAGAAAAUGGUGAACGACUCAACUCCCUGUAAAGCUGGCACGAACAACAUGUGCGUCGCUGGUUUGUGCAGGAAAGUCGGUUGCGAUUGGGUGUUCGACUCGGACGCCAUCGAAGACAAAUGUGGGGUCUGUAAAGGCGAUGGUACGAAGUGCAGACCAGUGGAAGGCGUGUACAACGAAACGAAAAUAACCAGUCAGAUAAUGAAGAUAGUCACUAUUCCUAAAGGCGCUCGAAGUAUAAGCGUGAAAGAAUUGGGCCCUCAUCCGAACUAUUUGGCAGUAAAAGUCUCCAAUACGAAUAAUUAUUGUUUAAACAAAGAUUUCGUCAUAGAGAGAGCCGGCGAUUAUGAAUGCGCGAACAGCAUUCUUAUGUACAUAAGACCUGAUAAAAAUCUGGAGGAAAUUUUCAUAAAAGGACCGAUCAGCGAGGAUCUUGAAUUUCAGUAUUUAAUGCUGCAAGGUAAAAUUUUGGGGGUUCAUUACUUGUAUUACGUGAUGACGACCGAUACCACGUACAAGCCUAAAUAUCUUUGGGAUUUCACUGAAUGGUCCGAAUGCAGCGUCAGAUGCGCAGGUGGAACCAUGAUUUCGCAGCCAACGUGCAUCGAACAAUACGGAGGAAAGGUGGUGUCAAGCUUUUGCAACGGCAUACCACGGCCAGAGCCGAAAACUCGAGUGUGCAACACGCAUGUGUGCCCCGCCAAGUGGCGCGUGAGUCAGUGGAGCAAGUGCAGCGCCUGCGACGGAAAGAAAGGAACGAGGCAUCGAAAGGUGCAGUGCGUGCGACCCGCCCCGAUCGCGGGCCAGGAUGACAUUCAGGCGAAUCUGGACGCGUGCAAAGGUCGCGUGCCCAAGCAGAAAGAGGAAUGCGUAGGCAAGAGGCCGUGCAAGAAGCUGUGCGCGAAGAAGCCCCGGGACACGGAGCUCGCCGAGAAGGAGAAAGAGACGAUGCUUCCCGCCGAAGAGCAGGGCCGAUUGAUCGACAAAGCGGUGGACCUGAGUUUGGCCCGAUAUCUCGAGAGGGCGUACGGCGUUCCACGCGAGAUAAGCGAGUUGGAGAGCGGGAUCGGGAUAGCCGACUUCCGCCAGCUGCUCCGCGAGUGGUCCCUCGCCGAGGAGGGGAAGAGGAAGCGCGCGACGUCGUGCGUGAACGACUUCCCCACGCCGAAGCCAGGCGCGAUCAUCAAGGACUCGCUACCUGUGGAGAAAGUGAUGGUGAUGCAGGCGCCCCUAAUCGUCGAGGACCUGCAGGCGAAUCUGUCGGACCUCGCUUACCAGCAGAUAGGCGACAUGAGCAUCGGAGGCGGCCUCGACACCUCCCGCAUCAAGGUGUACAACGGGACCGAGGCGUUCAAGGUGAUGGAGGAGAUGGAGGGUAUAACGCGGCCACCCGACUUUAAGCCGUGGAAGAAUUCCACCCUCAACUCGUAGAGUUCGUGAAACGCGAAUAGAAAUCGCGGGAAAUAGAGAGAAAGCGGUUUUUUGUUUUUUUAUUUUUUUGAUUUCGACGACUUCGACAGGAUGGUCGCGCAUCGGGGCUAGGAUUAGGAUUCGGGAAUCGGUGGUUCGAAUCGUGACGAGCGGAUGAUAUUUGGAAUUGGUUGGUCGAUGAUCGUUGGUCGUUCAAGCAAUUGGGUCAGAGAAUCAAAAUUAAUGGGAGAUAUUCCGUUUUAAAGAAAGGAUAUAUAAUAUAAUUUUCGAAGAUCGAUAUAUGGUAUUUAAAUAUUCGGAUUUAUAUUCGUGAAUCUAUAUUAAUUCGAGGUUUGGAACGAAACGAAGUUUGGAAAAUUGAAAUAAUAUUUUUUUUUCCUCUACCCUCUACCCUCUCCCCCCUUCCCUCCGACACUGUGAAACUUCAAGCAAUUUGAAAAACGUGGUAUCAUCGAAUUAAUUCAAGAUAAAUCCAAGUGCAUCGUCUUUGUACAGUUUAAAUAACUAACUAUUGAUAUUAUUAUAAUAAUAAUAAUGAUAAUUGGAUACUUUAUUCGAAUAACGUUUAAGAGAGCGUUUAAAAGUAUCGUAUUGUAAGAGUAUGUAUUUAGAAGUAUCGAGAAAUAUAGAUAAGCUAAUUAAAUUAUAUAUAUUAAA